Messenger RNA from Sugiyamaella lignohabitans, 675 nucleotides. RefSeq names its product acyl-CoA oxidase (gene POX1). Gene Ontology annotation, molecular function: acyl-CoA oxidase activity; fatty acid binding; FAD binding. Bases 1 to 675 code for a protein of 224 amino acids. The record is from RefSeq and is a predicted model, not a curated record. The transcript has a single exon. Gene Ontology annotation, cellular component: peroxisome. Lineage: Eukaryota; Fungi; Ascomycota; Dipodascomycetes; Dipodascales; Trichomonascaceae. Gene Ontology annotation, biological process: fatty acid beta-oxidation using acyl-CoA oxidase; lipid homeostasis.
AUGGCACUGAAUUCUGCUGUUCUCCCCAAUGCCACUUCUAAUGUGGUCAUUGGUGGCAUUCAUUACGACACAACUACCGAGCCACCCAGAGCUCUGGCUGAGGAACGGAAGAACGUAACUUUCAAUGUCAGGGACAUGUCCUAUUUCAUUGAUGGCAGUAAAGAAGUUACCGAAAGAUUCGAGGAUUUUAUGAAUCAGAUUGAACGUGAUCCACUGUUCUCAAAUGAUGCUUUCUAUGAUCUGACUCUGGACAAGAAGAGAGAGCUCACUAUGGCCCGUGUCGCUCAAGCUUUUAAAUACAUGGACAAGUACAAGACUACUAAAGAAAGGGCUGAUUUACUACUGGUAAUUGGUUUAGCUGAUCCAAGUGUAAACACUCGUAUGUUUGUUCAUUUCAAUUUAUUUCUCAGUGGAGUUCAGGGCUCAGGAACUGAUGCUCAACUGAAAUAUUGGGCCAGUCGGGGUGCUGUUACCGGCCAUAAAUUCUAUGGAUGUUUCGCUAUGACUGAAGCAGGUCAUGGUUCCAAUGUAGCUGGUCUUGAGACAACUGCUGUAUUUGAUGAAGCAACUGAUGAGUUUGUCAUUAACACGCCUAAUCAGGCUGCUGCAAAGGUGAGUUUAUAUCAUGAUUUCAUUAGGAACUGGAGUCCUAGGUAUGAUCUGCCCCCAUUAUAG